AUGGUCUAUCAGUGCUCAGAAGUUGAGACUGCCUGUGACCGGGACCAGCAGUGCGGGGCUGGGAUGUGCUGCGCCGUCAGCCUCUGGAUGCGCAGCCUGAGGAUGUGCACCCCCAUGGGAAACCUGGGAGAGGAGUGCCACCCCCUGAGCCACAGGGUGCCCUUCUCUGGGCGGAGGAUGCACCACACCUGCCCGUGCCUCCCGGGCCUGGCCUGCCUCAGGACUGCCCACAGCAGGUUCAGGUGCCUGCCAGACUUCAGAAAAGAAGACGUCUUUUUUUAGCAGGAACUGUUCUGCACUAGGAAGAGCCGCUCAGUAUUUUUGUUCUCUCGUUAUUGUGACAAACAAACCCUGGUAUUUUCCAGGAGAAGCCCUUCCCCAUCAGCUGGAGAUGAGACACUGCUGUAAUGCCAAGGGACUCACAGUGGAGGAUGCUUUCAUUUUGGGGUAGCCAAACAACAUCUACUAGAGCAAAACUCCUUCUGAGGGAGUGGCUUGACCGUUCCUGAAUCAUUUUAUGGGCUUCCUGGUUCCUGUUUAACCCCAGAAUGAAAAAAAUCCAAGUUUAUUGCCAGUUUUGGAAAAACUU
Ficedula albicollis (Collared flycatcher) is the source of this 589-nucleotide messenger RNA. RefSeq names its product prokineticin 2 (gene PROK2). The transcript is spliced from 3 exons. NCBI's taxonomy places the organism in Eukaryota, Metazoa, Chordata, Aves, Passeriformes, Muscicapidae. The record is from RefSeq and is a predicted model, not a curated record. Bases 1 to 282 code for a protein of 93 amino acids.